This is a messenger RNA of Cokeromyces recurvatus, 2507 nucleotides long. Its product is annotated as Pre-mRNA splicing factor PRP21 like protein-domain-containing protein. Gene Ontology annotation, biological process: regulation of alternative mRNA splicing, via spliceosome; mRNA cis splicing, via spliceosome. The record is from RefSeq and is a predicted model, not a curated record. Gene Ontology annotation, molecular function: protein binding; RNA binding. Lineage: Eukaryota; Fungi; Mucoromycota; Mucoromycetes; Mucorales; Mucoraceae. Bases 341 to 2266 code for a protein of 641 amino acids. Gene Ontology annotation, cellular component: U2-type prespliceosome; U2 snRNP; catalytic step 2 spliceosome. The transcript is spliced from 6 exons.
AACAAAAAAAUCUAAAAUUUACAUUCUUUAAUGAAAAUGAGCAAACAAUAAGCAAAAUAAUGAUUAUUCACUACCAAUAAAAAUAAUAUAACUAAUUUCAUAGAAAUUGGAAAAAAUAUUUUUUUUUUUAUUUUGUUAUUUUAUACCAUUUGUUUUUCUUUUUUAUAUUUUUAAUCAUGUCUGCUAUGGAAGUGGAACAACACACUCCUAAUGGAACACCUAAUGAUGGCCCUGCUGUCACUGGUAUCAUUUACCCUCCUCCAGAUAUCAGAAGUAUGAUUUGACAUGAACAACAUGCUUUUUGAGAUACUAAUAAAUAUUCAAUUUUUGUUAAAUAGAAAUGAUUGACAGAGCUGCAGCUAACUUGUCUACUAAAGGACCAGAAUUAGAAAAUCAUAUUCGUGAAAAUAAUAAAGAUGGUCGAUUUAAUUUCUUAAAUCCCAAUGAUCCUUACUAUGCAUAUUAUAGAUUCAAAUAUCAAGAGUUUAAAGAAGGCAAAGCACAACAACCAAGUAAUCAAAAUGAAGAACAAGCCCAGGCAACACCACCACAAGAGCCUGUUAAUCUUGCACCUAAAGAGCCUGAGCCUUUUGAGUUUUCAGCACCCCUACCUGCCAUGUCUGCUCAAGAUCUGGAUAUUAUGAAAUUAACAGCACAAUUCGCUGCUCGUAAUGGUCGUGCUUUUAUUAACCAACUCGCACAACGUGAAUCUAGAAAUUACCAGUUUGACUUUUUACGUCCUUCACAUAGUUUAUUUCCUUACUUUACCGAACUUGUCAAACAAUACACUAAAGUAUUUUUACCACCCAAGGAUCUUCAGGAGAAAUUAAAGAAGAAUAUCGAAAAUAAAUAUCAUAUUUUAGAUCAAGUUAAGGAGCGUGUUGAAUGGGUUGCUUGGCAAGAAGCUGAAAAGCAAAAGAGAAACGAUGAAGAAGAAAAAGAAAGAAUUGCUUAUGCUAGUAUUGACUGGAAUGAUUUUGUCGUGGUUGAGACAGUUGAAUUUACAGAAGCAGAUGAACAAAUGGACUUGCCGCCACCUAUGAGUUUACAAGAAUUAGAAAGUAUGUCAUUGGCUCAGAAACGUAUGGCAGCAUUAUCUACUGAGCCUUCAGGAAAUUCUGAAGAAGUUGCCGUAGAACAACAGCAAGAAGAGAAUGAAGAUAUGGAGCAAUCUGAUGAAGAGCCUACUGAAGCACCAAUUCAGCCUGCUGCUGUACCUAAAAUACCAGAUACAACUGCACCUAUUAAAAUUCGUACCGACUAUAAGCCUAAAUUUUUGGGUGCAAAAACUACAAAAACUACUGUUCCAACUGAGAUUUGUCCUCGUUGUGGUGAGGCAAUUCCUGUAGAUGAAAUGGCAGAACAUAUGCGUAUUGAAUUAUUAGAUCCUAAAUGGAAGGAACAAAAGAUGGCUAUGGAAGCCAAGCAGAGAGAAAGUAAUUUGUUACAAGAAGGUAAUGAUGUGGCUAAAAUUUUGAAGAAUAUUUCUGGUUUGCGUCCAGAUAUUUUUGGUUCUGAUGAGGCUGAUGCAUCUAGAAGAAUUAAAGAGCAAGAAGAACAGGCAAAGAAAAAGGAUAAAAUUAUUUGGGAUGGUCAUACGGCUACUAUGGUAUUAGCAAAUCAAAGAGCUCAACAAACAAGUUUUGAAGAACAGAUGGCACAGUUGAAGCAACACCAACAGCAACAAGCUGCAGAAACCGCCAUUGGUCCUCAAAUUCCAGGUCAACAAAACUAUCCUCCUGGUGCAUAUUCAUCACCACUUUAUUACGCUCCUGGCCAGUCUUAUAUAAAUCAAGCACCAGGCAUGUAUGGCUCACCUAUGGGAAGCCCUAUGCCUGCUACCAGUGCUAUUCCUCCACCAGCCGCAGCUCCAAUGGUAGCACCACCUCCACCCUCUGUAUCUCCUGCUGUACGUAAAGCAGAGGAUGAUGAAAGCAAAGCAGAAAAGAGGCCUCGUACAGAUGAGCAACCAGCUUGGGGAACAGCUCAAAUAGAUCCUUCAUUCUCGGUUGUAGUUCAAACACCUAAUCUUCCUGAUAAACCUGAAUGGAAUUUAACUGGUGGACAAAUUACAAUACACGGCUUAUUACCAGAUACACUUGUUUCAACUUUAAAAGAUCGUAUUGCAUCUCAAUUGGGUAUGCCUGCUGGUAAACAGAAACUUUCUACUGCACAUACAAAUGUUGUAUUAAACAACAGUAAGACUUUAAUGUUUUAUGGAAUCACAGUAGGAACAUUACUGUUACUUGAAGUUAGAAAACGAUAAAUGUUUGCUUAUUUGAAAUUGUAAAAAAAAAGUAUAUACAGCAAUAAAAAUGUUACAUAAUGUAAGGAUAUCUUAUUGGAAUUAAAAUUCCCGUUUGUUGAAUCAAUAAACCUGUGUAUUGUGAGUUGUUAUUAUAUAAACAUGCAUACAUACAGAUUUAUAUUUGCCAGAUGAGAUAAGUGAGUCUAUUUCACUAUUACAAUUAACCCUCUAUUUAAUUUAGAAAAUAUUAUGGUACUUU